Polistes dominula (European paper wasp) is the source of this 2639-nucleotide messenger RNA. Its product is annotated as sphingomyelin phosphodiesterase 4. The record is from RefSeq and is a predicted model, not a curated record. Gene Ontology annotation, molecular function: sphingomyelin phosphodiesterase D activity. Gene Ontology annotation, biological process: glycerophospholipid catabolic process; sphingomyelin catabolic process; ceramide biosynthetic process. NCBI's taxonomy places the organism in Eukaryota, Metazoa, Arthropoda, Insecta, Hymenoptera, Vespidae.
AGCGCGAAACAAAUCAAAUAGUACGAAUCGUUAUUCGUUUACAUGUGUACACAGUAAAUAAUAUUUAAAUAUUCAUAGUAUUGUGUAAUUAAAAAUAUAAAAAUAAAAGAGUGUAAUAAUGGCUACUUCGACGGAUAUUGCUACGAUAAGGGUACAAAGAUAUUUAAGUAUGCCAUUAGUACAACGAUGUCACGAAUUGGCAAUAUUAAUAGAUGAAUCAAGUACUACAGAACUUCAACAUGUAUUUCCAAUGAUAAUAGAUUCUUUAUUUGGAAUAACAGAUAAUAUUGGUUGGGGCUUGCAUCAUAUUACUUACAAAAAGAAUCCACAAGAAUAUGAAAUACUGUAUAAUUUUCUUAGCCCACUUGGACCAAUAUUUUCUCUUUGUUAUAAAUUACUUCCAGAUUGUUAUUUAAAAUAUAAUUUUCCGAUAUCAUAUUUACCGUCAAAGAUACGUUCAAUGUUAGAAGAAGGUGUAAUACCACCUUUCUAUCUUGAUAAAUUUAGAGAUGACCAAGGUACAAGAGUUCCAUCAGCUUUAUGUAUGAAUCCCUUUGAGUAUUAUAUUUUUCAUUUUGCUUAUCAUUUGACAAAUCCUUGGCUGCAAUUACAACAACAGGAAAAUGUUUGGGCAAAUUGGGAAACGGUUUAUGUUCAAUCAGCUCACUAUUAUUUACAUCAUUUUUUACCAAGAGAUAAUACAACGGUUUUACCAAUAAUUGGGCCCUACAUAAAGAAAACUCCUCAAAGAAAAUUAAUGCAUAUGCCUGAAAAUAAAAGAUUACAAACUCCACGACUGUUGAGAGCAUCAAUAUUAUCACCAGGAUCUACCAAUUUAGUGGUUGGAGCUCCUCAACAACAAUGUUUGCCGCAAGUAUGGAGAAGUGAGACAGUAAUUCAAGUAUUUCUUGAUUUUUGGAUGGAAUACACCGAAGAUGAUCAUAUGCCUUCUCAAAUGAAUAUGUCUUAUUCUAAUCCUAUUCCACAUCGUCAUAGCAUUCAUUCCGGUGAACAUAUACGCUUAGUAAGAGCAUUUAUAAAAACUUUACACGAAUUUGCAAAUAGUUCAACUGGAGAUAAAAGUGCCAUGGAUGAAUUAAAAAGGAUUAUUUUACCAUCUGUCCAAGGAAAAAUAUAUAUAUUUCUUCGAAAAGCUAUACAUCAUUGGCCUUUAGACAGUUCAUUUAGAUUAAUAUUAGAAGCAUGGUUGAGCUUUAUUCAACCAUGGAGAUAUGUUCCAGGAGUAACAUAUACAAAAGAAGGGAGACCGGAGGAAGAAGAGAGAGGCAAAAUACAUGAUCCAAACAGAUGGAUUGCAUUUGUUGCUAAUAAUUUAUUAGCUUAUACAGUAAUAUUUCAACAAUUAUUACCUCGUUUUAUGAGAACUGAUUUGGUAGCACCAAAAAAUGCUUUGAUGUUAUUUAGAGUUACGAAGGUAUUUUCUCAACCACAUUUAGCAGGAAUGUUAUCAGAAGUAGAAAGUUGUAUGGACGAUGCCAAUCUUAACAGAAGUCGCAUGCAAUCUAGUCAAUGGACAUCAAUUGUAGGACAACAAAUCAUGGAACUUGAAGGACCAACUUAUCAAUACAUUCCAAUGUUUUCAGCAAACAUUAUUACACAAAUAAGCUUUUUCUUAAGUAUAAUCAAACAAGCACAUGUAACAGCCACGAGUUUAAUUGAAGCAUUGGAAAAGAGAAAAAGUAGUCAACAACUUUUAACUGCCAUAUGGGAAUUCUUUUAUGGAGAAGACAAUUCAUCCGAUGAUAUUUCUAUAGAAGAACGUCGUAGAGUUCCAUUAUUUUUAGCUAACGCUCAACAACAAUUGAUCGAAAUUUUCGAAAUUUCAAUAGAAGAUAUUCCACAAAUUACUAUUACACCUGAUCAAGAAUAUCAUGAAAGUAUUCUCUCAACUUCUUUUCAUCAACAGUAUCAGAUGGAUUCCUCGUUAGAUUCAAGCAGACCAGGUCUUUUUGUACCAAUACCUGAUGGUAGAACAAAUUUUCGAUAUAUUGAAUAUAUGGGAGAUCCAGAAUUACAACCAGUUCGUUCGAACGAGUGUGCUUUUCUAGUUAGAAAUUUAUAUAAAUUUUGCACUAAUAUUAAUACAAAGUAUCAACACGAGAUAAAUACAUUGUACAAAAAACACAAUUUUCUUGGAAGUAUUUGUCGACAAAUACUUAUACCACCAACCACAGUUAUUAAACUACCAAAAAGAACGGCGAAUGGUUUUACAAGUGGUCAUGAAGAACUUAUACCACCUAGAUUGAGUUUAAGACGAUUAUCCAAUUAUAGUUUCUUGGUUUUUAUGUUUGUUAGUAUGUCUAUAGCACGAUUGACAAAUUAUGGAGUACUAUGGUUAUUGUGCAUAAUAUUUUUUAUAUGGUCCAUCUAUAUAUUGAUACGAGCAAUUUUCGAACCAUGGUUCAAAUCAAGUACAAAUACCUUUAGACCAAAUACAACUGCUUUUUCAAUAAACUAAUAAACGAAUAAUCUAUAUUUGUAAAAAGAAGAAAAGAAACAAAAAAUAAUCAAUUAAUUUAUAUAUGUAUGUGGGAAUGAUUCCAUAGAAUGCUGAAAGAAGAAGAAGAAAAAAAAACAGUCAUUAGUAAAAUAUAGUAAUUAAAUAAUUUUUGGGAUGU